This is a messenger RNA of Caenorhabditis angaria, 5738 nucleotides long. Lineage: Eukaryota; Metazoa; Nematoda; Chromadorea; Rhabditida; Rhabditidae. The record is from the annotation of a GenBank genome assembly.
AUGAAAUUAUUAAUAGCAAUAUUUGUAGUAUUUGUUCAAAUUUUUGGUGAAAAAUUUGAAAUUAGAAAAUAUUUCGAAUGCGCUGAUGUCUAUCAAAAUGCUGAUUUUCUUGAUAUUUGUGAUAAAAAUAUAACAAUCUACAAAUCUAGACAGCGAAGUUUGCAAGCUUAUACUUCAUCAGCAAAAAAUGUAUGGUUUUUUGAGUUGAAUCUUGAUAUUCCAAUCGACACUCUUUUGAAUUCUGAUCAAUUCUCAAUGAUUAUGAAAAAUGCAAUUAUUGAUGAAGUUAAAAUAUUGGAGUUGGGCGAUCUUGAAACACUUUUUAUUCAUAAAAAUGUAUGCAUUUUUACUUUGAAUUUGGAUUUUUGGCCACAAAUUGAGGAAUAUGUUAGACAAUUGAUUUUUGAUAGAAAAUUUGUAGUUGUUUUGAGAAAUUGUGAAAUUGUUUUUUGGAAUUUUAACAAUAUUGAAUGUUUGCAAAACAAAUAAAUUUGAAUUUUUGAAGUUUUUUUUAUUUUGGGUAAUUCUUCAAAUCAAUUUCAGUUCAUCAGGGUUGGAAUAUAGAUCAAAGCCACACUUUUUUCUGUUUUUUUUUCUGAAGCACCAAUUUUAGGAACAAUAGAAAAUGCAGUGUUUUGAGUAUAAACCACCAGCCCUUCAGGUUUUCAAAAACUCAAGACGACCUUGUCGGCUAUCGAUCUGAUGGCAAGUUGGCUAGUGAAUCUCUCAGAAUAUACUUUCAUGAUUUUCGUACAACAAAGUUAUUUGAAUUCAUCUCCAAAUCGCUGAAUUUUUCAACUGAAUCAAUUUUUCCAAAGAAUGGCAAGUGUGUCAAGAUCAUAUUUAUGAUUAGUUUUUAAAAUUAUUUUUUUUUUAAUCAUUUUUCAUAAGACAGAAUUAGUGAAAACACAUUAUUUUUUGGAACAAUAAUUUCCAAAGAUCUAGAUCGAAAUUUGAACCGUUUUUCCCAAAGAACAGAUUGCGACAUUAGAUAUCAAUGUUUUGGGAGAAUUUUUUUGAAAGUUCAAAUUUUGAUUGAGAAUUUUGUGAAAAAAUAAACCAUAUCCUACACGAUAGAUUCGACUUCGUUAAUUUCGAAUCCAUUGAGCAAAUCUGAAAAACUCAUUUUCUUUGCACAAUAAAAAAUGUUUUGCCUAUAAAAAUUGUCUGGGAUAGCGCAGUAGUCCGGUUUCUGGAUCCUAAAGUAAAGUUAUAAAAAUUUUACUGAAAAAAUAACAAUUUAAGACGCCAAAAUUAAUGUUCAGGUUCAUUUUUGAAUUGCAAUCAAGAUUUGACUUUGAGAUAAAUUUUGGAAAAAAACCACAGCGUGAAAUUUCAUUCCUCCGCGGAAACAUCUUUACCAAUUUUUGUUCGUUAACCUUCAGAUUCAAUCUUAAAAAAAUAAAAAAAAAGGUGUUCGAGCAGAAAAAAUACCGUAUUGCUGGUUUUUCUUAUGAACAAAAGAUUGAAUCAUAAAGAUUAAUUUAGGUUCUCUAUAAAUUGCCGUUUUCUGUCUGCGGUUUUCACAGUUUUUCUUUCAGAAAAUAAUUAUUUGUUUUGUUUAUUGACUAUUAAAGUUUUUUUUGUUCAAAUUAAUUAUUUUUUCAGUCAAUGGAAAUUGAAAAGUUCGUAGACAAAGAUUGUUUGGUUUGUAAUAAUCCAUCAAAAGGAAUGCAUUUUGGAGCAUUGACUUGUAGAGCAUGCGCUGCUUUUUUCAGGUAACAUAAAAAAUAUUAAAAACACUUUUAUAUAAUUGAAUAUUUUUAGAAGAGCUACAGUAUUAAAUUUGCAAUUUGAAUGCAUAAAUAAGAAUAAUAGUUGUACUGGAGAUAAAAAACGAAGAUUUAUAUGUAAAUCGUGUCGAUUUUCGAAAUGUCAAGAAAUUGGAAUGACAUCAAAAAGUUGGUUUAUUUAUUUAUUUAUUAAACGAAUUUUAUUUGAAUUGUCUGUUUUUUGUAGAAUUUAUAUUAGAUUAUGAUCCAACAACAUCAAUGAAAGACUUAUUUGAUUAUUAUUUAACAAGUGAAGAAUUAAGUUCAAGUUCUAUGACAAAUUCACCAAGUUGUUUGACAUCUGAAGAUGAAAAUAAUAUCAAUAAUGAUGAUAUUCUAUUCCAUUUUUCACCAAAAUCUUCGAAAACCUCAAAUGCAAUCAUUGAUUUUUCGGAUUUAACACAAAAAAUCGAAUUAAUAUUUGAUUCAAAUAAAAAUGGAAAAUACGAAAUUUCAAAUUUUCAAAAAAGUUCAGUAAUUGUUGAAAUAAAUCAAAUGGAAAUAUUUGAUAUGGUUAAAUUAUUGAAAAAUGCUAUAAUAAUUAAAUGGGCAAAAUGGAUCAAUUCAUUUUGUUUAUUAAAAACAAUUGGAAAACAACAAAAAAUGCAAUUAUUUCGAAAUUCUUGGAAUAUUCUACAUAUUUUUGAACGAUUACAAAUAACAUCAAAAUAUCAAGAAUUCUACAAAUCAAAUUCUAUUUUAAUUUCUGACAGUUUAUUAUGGAUUUGUGGAAAAAGUCAUUUUAAUGUUUCAAAUAUUUCUGAAAUUACUAAUAGAUAUUUCUCAAAGUAAGUUUGAAUUUUUCAAAAAUUUUGUUAUAUAAUUUUAUAUGAAUUUACAGAUUAUUUGAUCCAUUUCUUCAAAGAUUCAUUGAUGAAAUUGGUCAAAAAUUAUAUGAAAUUAAAAUAGCGGACCAAGAAUUAAAAUUUUGUUUAAUUCAAUUAUUAGGAUAUGAUACAACUGAUUUAACACAAGAAACAAUUGAAAUAAUUGAAAAAUUGAAAGAUGAAAUUGCCGAUGAAAUGCAUCAAUUUUAUUCGAAUGAUUUCAAUUUAACUAAUUAUUCAUGUCGAUUAAUUAGAUUAUUAAAUAUCGUGAAAAAUAUGAAGGUUUGUUAUUGAAUUUAUGAAAGAAAAGAAGGGUUCUAUUCAGUUAAUUAUAAUAAUUUCAGAAAAUUAUGACCGAAAAAAAUAAAAUCAAGGAAUUAUUCUACAUUUUCGAUAUUUUUCAUGCCGAUAUUUCAGAUCAUUAUUUUUUUGAUAUUUUUUAAUUUACAUUUUUUGAAUCAUAAAGUUUUUUGUUGCAAACACCUAUUUCAUUAAAAAAGUAGAAAACGAUAACUUCGGUUUGAUUUGAGAAAAAUCACAGAAUUCACAAUUUGCUCAAAAUAUAGUUAUGACGUGGCAAAGUUGCCACAAAAGCAAAACUCGAAUUUUGAUCAUGAUUAGUUAUUAAAAUUAUUAUUCAUAUUCCUAUCAUUUCAUAAGACAGAAUUAGUGAAAACAAUUUAUUUUUUGGAACAAUAAUUUCCAAAGAUCUAGAUCGCAAUUUUAUUUGAUUUGGGAACACAUUUUACGAAGAACAGAUUGCGACAUUAGAUAUCAAUGUUUUGGGAGACUAAUUUUGAAAGUUCAAAUUUUGAUUUUUGUGAAAAAUAAACCACAGAUUCGAAUUCGUUGAUUUCGAAUCCGUUGAGCAAAUGUGCAAAACUCAUUUUCUUUGCACAAUAAAAAAUGUUUUGCCUAUAAAAAUUGUCUGGGAUAGCGCAGUAGUCCGGUUUCUGGAUCCUAAAGUAAAGCUAUAAAAAUUUUACUGAAAAAAUAACAAUUUAAGACGCCGAAAAUUAAUGUUCAGGUACAUUUUGAAUUGCAGUCAAGAUUUGGCUUUGAGAUAAAUUUAGGAAAAAAAAUCGCAGCGGUCAGAACAAAAAAACUAGAUAUAAAAAGUUGAGAAAUGGUUUGUGAUCAUUCAAGUUUAUGUUAGAAACAAAAUUUUGAAAAUCCAAAAAACAGUGAAAUUAUUUUUCGAUAAUUCGAGCAGAAAAGUUCUUAACUCGAUAUUCAUUUUCGAUAAUUGAUUCUAGAAACCGGUUGAGAUGCUUAAUCUUUCUCUGUUUUCUGUCCUAUUUUUUUGAAAUCUCUAUCUGAUGUCUUAUAAAUAACGAGGUUGAUAUUACAUUAUUCAAAACAUAGAUCUCAAAAAUUUGAUUGAAUGAAAGACUUGAUACAUUACAUAACUCUAGCCUUCACAAUUGCUUUUCUAUUAAUUUUUUGUAGAAUUUGUUAAUGAUAAACAAUUUUCGUUCUAUUCACCAGAUGCAAAAAAUGAUGAAAAUAUAACAUUUAUUCCACCUUUCCACUCAAUUACUACUGAUUAUUUAGUAAGUUUUCUUUUCAAUAUCUAAUACAUUUAUUGAUCACAGACAUCAUCUGAUUAUAAUAUAACAACUUGUUCAAUUCGAAAAUCAAUGUCUCAGAUGGUUUUUAAUACAAUGUGUUUAUUAUAUGAUACAGAGGACUUUCUGAGAGGAAAUCAUAGUUUGAAUGACACAUGGCUCAAAAAACGGUUAGACUUCAAAUAUGAAAAUAUGAAAAUCAUCUCAAAAUGUGGUUGAUUUCAGAGCAUGCGAAUAUUCAGAUCGAGAAUUUGCUACAAUUUCAAAAAAUUAUACAACAAGAUCUGAUUUCACAAAUUUGGUGUUUAUAAGAGAUCCAUUCGACAGGUUUUUAUCAUUGUAUUUGGACAAAUGUGUUAGGUAAAAAUGAAUCAACUAUUUUUGUCAUCUCUGAAUCGAAUUUUCAGAGAACAUAGUUGUUUUGAGUGUCAUGAAGAUAUGAGAUGUGUAGUGAGAGAAAUAUAUAAAUCACUUCUAAAGAAAAUUCACAAUAAUGAAACGGAUUCAUAUAUGGACAUUCAUAGUGCUCCAACCAGGGCUGGUCGGAAGUGGCUUUUCGGAAUUUCGGAAGUCCCAUUUUCACUUCCGAUUUUAUUUUCGGAAUUUCGGGAUUCCGACUUUUUGUUCCGAAUAAUUUUUCGAUAGUUCGGAAUUCCGACUUUGUCUUCCGACAUUUUUUUCGGAAUUUCGGAAGUAAUUCGGAAGUGUUUUGGAAGUUCUAAUACGCAAGAAAUAGGUCUAAACAAAAUUUUUUGAUGAGUUAUCAGAAGAAUAAUAGUAAAAAUAUUACCGGAAAGUCGAUUUUGAUCUUAAGUUUAUCAAAGACAACAAAAUUUUGUCUAUUAUCGAUUAUUCGGAAAAAUUUUCACUGUCAUUUCACUCUCAAAACACAGUUUUCUACAUAAAAGCAAAUAUUCCGAAAUUCCGAAAUUUUUCGAAAGUGAUUCCGACAAAAAAGUCGGAAUGAAAAAAAAGUCGGAACGAGAGUCGGAAUUUAAGCAAUUCCGAGUUUUUCUUUCGGAAGUGCUUCCGACUAUUCUACACUUCCGAAAAAAUGUCGAUUUCCGGAAUUUCGGAAUUCCGAUAUUCCGAUUCCGACCAGCCCUGGCUCCAACUUCAUGGUUUUGUGAUUUUCGAGAAAAUUUGAAAACUUAUCAGCUGUUAGUGAUUGGAUCCGAUUUAGAGGAACGCAAAAAACCAGUCUUGAAAUUAUCAAAAAUUUUAGAAAAGAAGAGUGUUCCAAGUAACUUGAUUUCAAAGAUUGUUAAUGAUUUGUUAGGUGAGUUUUUUAUUUAGGAUAUUCAAUAAUCAUAGUUUCUUCAGUUGGUGAAACAAAACAUGGAACUCACACAUUCCCACGUCGAAAAAUAGCUGCUGAACAAAUCAAAAACGAUCCAAUAGUUCGAAAAUAUUUGCACAUGAUUUAUUUCAAUGAUUAUCUGAUAUUUCCAUUUGACCGCGCACAUUUGGAUCCAGAAUAUCAGAAUUCGAACUGGGAUGAAAAAUAUAAACACGAAUAUGCUGAUUAUAUUAAGAUACAGGAUUCCAAUGCUCAUAUCUUGUUAAAUUAA